Toxotes jaculatrix (banded archerfish) is the source of this 2534-nucleotide messenger RNA. Its product is annotated as bone morphogenetic protein 7-like. Gene Ontology annotation, biological process: SMAD protein signal transduction. Gene Ontology annotation, molecular function: growth factor activity; cytokine activity. Gene Ontology annotation, cellular component: extracellular region. The record is from RefSeq and is a predicted model, not a curated record. Bases 176 to 1453 code for a protein of 425 amino acids. The transcript has 7 exons. Lineage: Eukaryota; Metazoa; Chordata; Actinopteri; Toxotidae.
CGCACGGCAGGAUCAGACGGUGCGUAACGGUAGAUGACGAGGGAAUGAUAUUCUGGGCUGAUAGAGUUGAAUAGUGUCUUUUACUUGUUCACAUAAAGGAGGACUCUUUAUAAUAGAACCGCAUCUCCAGUCUUAUCUUUCGACUUGUUAGAGCCGCGCGUAAAAUUUGGGCAAAAUGGUGACAGGCGCCUUGGCGACACUACUGACUCUCCUGUCUUGGUGUUACUGCGUGUUGGCCACGCAGGUCGCCUUCUCCAACUUUUCUAUGGACAAUGAGGUGCGCUCCAGCUUCAUCCAGCGGCGGCUGCGGAGCCAGGAGCGCAGGGAGAUGCAGCGGGAGAUCCUCUCCAUCCUGGGGCUGCCGCAACGUCCGCGGCCGCACGUCCACACUAAACACAAUGCUGCCCCGAUGUUCAUGCUGGACCUGUAUAAUACCAUCUCUACAGACACAGAGCCGCACGGAUACUCUUAUUACAAGCCCGUUUUACCGACCCAGGCUUCCCCUGUGGUGACCCCACAGGACAGCCGCUUCUUAGAUGAAGCAGAUAUGGUGAUGAGCUUUGUGAACCUUGUUGAUCAGGAUCAGGAUCUUCUCUACCAGCAGCACCGAAGGGAAUUUCGUUUCGACCUUUCCCGUAUUCCAGAGGGAGAGGCCAUCACAGCAGCUGAGUUCAGAAUUUACAAGGAUUUCAUCCGGGAACGCCAUGAGAAUGAGACAUUCAGAGUCAGUGUCUACCAGGUCCUGCAGGAGCCUCCAAAUAGUGAAGUGGAGCUGUUGCUGCUGGACCAGAGAGAUGUUUGGGCUGCAGAGGAGGGCUGGCUGGUUUUUGACCUGACUGCCACCAGUAACCUCUGGUUGGUCAACCCCGAACAGAACCUAGGUCUGCACCUAGUCUUGGAGGACAGCCAUGGCCAGAGGAGGAACCCCCAACUGGCAGGGCUGGUGAUGGGCAGUGGGCCCCAGGACAAGCACCCCUUCAUGGUUGCCUUCUUCAAAGCCAGUGAGGUGCGCUUCCGCAGCAUCCGUUCUGCCCACGGCCACAAGGGUCGCCAGUCUAACCGCUCCAAACCCCAGAGGACUGUUCAGGAUGCACUAAAAGCAGUGGAGGCUGCAACAGAUAACCUCGGCAUCUCUAAAGAGGGGUGUAAAAAGCAUGAGCUGUAUGUCAGUUUCAGAGAUUUGGGAUGGCAGGACUGGAUUAUAGCACCAGAGGGCUAUGCAGCAUACUACUGCGAAGGGGAAUGUGCUUUCCCUCUCAACUCCUACAUGAAUGCCACUAAUCACGCUAUUGUGCAAACUCUGGUGCACUUUAUUAACCCUGAGACGGUGCCCAGGCCCUGCUGUGCCCCAACACAGCUCCAUGGCAUCUCAGUGCUCUACUUUGAUGACAGCUCCAACGUCAUCCUCAAAAAGUACCGCAACAUGGUGGUCAGAGCCUGCGGCUGUCACUGAUCGCUUGUCCCCUUCCUAUGAGUUUUGCAAAUCCGGAGGGAUGCUUACAGUGACAGAAGUGGAGGAAGCAGAGACAAGAUGAUUGACUGCCUGGUCACCAGGGAGCUCCUGCCAAAGAAUGAGCUUUAUUCUGGGUUACAGUUUUUAUGACCAGCAGCUGAGCCGCCCUUGCAGUAUUAACCACUACCACAGCCCAGUCAGAACUAUUGGUCACAGAGAAAGGCUGAACAAAGGAUUUUCUUUGUUUCCUUUCAGUGUGACUAGAAAAGGUGCACUGAAAGGACUAUGAGCAGUUUGAAGCUCAAACAAAACACAGAUUCCUAAAAACAUAAUUUUCCCUGUUUGCAGAGGUCGUAUAAUGUACAGCACAUAUCUGCAUUUAAAUUCUCUUCUCAGGCAUGAGAAUAUAAAAAUAUUGCCUGGGUGGCAAUGCAUUACAUAGCCCAUAAAACUUUAAAUCUCCAUCUUCCUGUUGAACCACUGCACCUAGUCCUUUGGAACAGCUGGAUGAACUUAUUUCCUGAUCAGAAAAAAAAUACUCUGCAGCAAACGCCCCUGGUGUUGAACUGGUUGUUCAGCAGGCCAAUUGGACCAGGUCAGGUGUAAGACAUCUGGAAGCUUGUGUGUGUGCUGCUGAUGUAGAGGAGCUCAGUGAAGAAUGACAGCCAAGACUGUUAAUAACAGUGUGUGGGAUUGAAAGGUCUGGCUGUUGGGCCUGGUUUCCUGGUGUAGACAUAUAUCACCAGGCGUGUAAAAGGCAUACAGUCUGCAAGAUGUCAGUGAUUCAUCUUCAUGAGGCCGACAUCAGGGUGUGCACCAGCACCCCUGACUGCAGCUGCCUUCUGGAGUGAGAGCAGAGCUGCAGGUGAUCGAACACAGGCCGUAAUUUUAUGUUGUCAAGAUUAAAGUAGCUGAAUAAAUGGAAACUAUCAAAGAAGAAUCAGAUGUGUUUUUUCCUUAUUUGGCCUCAGUAGUGUUCUUGACAUCGGAAACAGUGGUAGCUAAAACAGUCUAUCCCCAAGAUUCAUUCAGUAGCUGUCCUGAAGCUUCGAUGUUUCUCCAUAUGCUAAAGAAAAUCAUG